GCGGGCCGGAAGUGUAGCGUUGCCAUGGCGAGGGCCGGGCGCGGGGCCCGCCCCCGCAGCACCUUUGGGAGCGCGGGGCCCACUGACCCGCGGAAGCCAGCGGACCCACUUGCGCGGCGGCCGGUGCGGGGCGCGAGGUGCUGGCAUUCGGGCAAGGAGUCCUAGAAGAGAGGCCUUCAGAUUCUGCUCUCAGCAAGCCUGUCAUCUAGUGGAAGAGACUGGCCGGGACACACACCCACGUGUGGAUGCUGCUGUGGGUUGGCAGCAGGGCUCAAGAGUGUGCCGUCAGGCACGUGAAUGGUUGAGUCUUCAAAGGAUCUUGCUGUUUCCCAGGUUGGAGUGCAGUGGUCUGAUCUCAGCUCACUGUAGCCUCUACCUCCCCGGUUCAAGAGAUCCUCCUACCUGAACCUCCCCAUGAGCUGGUACCACAGGUGCACACACCACCAUAUCCAGCUAAUUUUUAAAUUAUUUUGUAGAGACAGGGUCUUACUCUCUUGCCCAAGCUCGUCUUCAACUCCUGGGUUCCCGUGAUCUUACUACCUUGGCCUCCCAAAGUGCUGGCAUGAGCCACUGUUCCCUGACUGUUAAACCUUCCUGUGGCUGGAGACAGAUGGGGCUGGGCAAGGGCAGCCUCCCUUGCUCUUGGCUUGUGAUCUCUUUGGGUUUGGGUGAGUAGCUAUUGCCCAGGUGGGUUCUUGGCAGGCCCAGAGAUGCCAAUGACAGAGGGGUGAGGAUCUCACUUUGCCAGCCCUGUUGGGAAGAGGGUGUGGGCUGUGGGUGGCUGGCAGGGAGGGAUGGCUCCAUGCCAGAUAUGGUCUGCCUCCAGUCCUUAUGGAUGGGAGCUGGCAGGAUGCAUGCAGGACUGGCUCUCCCACCUCUCUGGUACCCAUGCUGUGUCUCUAGAGGGCAAGGGGAGGACCUGGGAGCCUGGGCAGGGUGUCUGGCCAGUGCGUAUGUGCCCUGGCCUCUGUAGUCUGCAGAUCUGGCCAGGAUUGGGAGCAGGUUGCUCGGAGGGAGAGUCACUGCUUGGAAAAGUGCUUUACCUGGCAGACAGCAAGCCAGGCUGGGGCUACUGGCCUUAUUGGCCAUGUCCUUAAGAAGCCUCUGAGGCCAGGCUCGCAGAGGGAGAAUAUGUCUGCAGUGGGCUAAACCUGUAAAGUGGGGCUCCCAGAUAAAUUGGGGGCCCUUGAGCAGGAAGGACCUGACUGGCUUAAUCUGACCUGGCCCAGGACAGUCCCCUUCCUGAAAGAAGGGGGCAGUCUCUGAAACCCCUGGCUGCAGGUCCAGCAAUGGAGUUGGGUCUGUGUGUGAAUGGCAAUGAGACCUGGCUGGGUGGAGAAUGGGACUCCUGGCAGUCAUCUGCAGAAGACGGAGCACUUUCUGAGGUGUGCAGCUGCCGGAAGAGGAGGUGCUCAUGAAGACGCUGUCGGCUGGCCCCCUGUGCCCUUGGUGCCCCGGCUGCCUUGAGAGCCUCACCCCUGGACCCUGGGGCCAGGACUCCAGGACUCUGACCACCUGCCCUCCCGAAGCCUCCCUGGCUGCGCCUCCUCAUUAGCACUGAUCUCAGGACACAGGGGACACAGCUGGGAGGUGUUGCGGGGCUGGGCCAUGGCUGCCCCCAGGCCCUACCCAGACUCCUGAGCCUAGAAGGUGAAAAGAGGGCUCUCAGGGACUCUCAGGGGCUCGCUGCUGAUUGGCCCUGCCCUCCCUUCCCCCUCAGCAAGGUGCCAGGAAGCUGGAACUUUGUUAUCUGGGUAAUUAGCUUCAGACCCUGGACUGAGGCCAGCCAGGUCUCGGGGCUGCUUCCCACAGGCUGUGCACCCUGACCCCUGGAGGGAGGUGAGGCGCUGCUGGUCGACAGCUGGAGGCCAGCCUGGGGAUCGGGUUCGGGGUGCCCUUCCACGCUGCCCUCCCUGCCCUGACCCACAUCCCCAGGGCUGCCUGGGCCUGGUUAUCGUGUGGGGCCUCCUGACCCAGCCAAGAGCACAGAGCUUUGGGAAGGGGAUGCCCCCAAGAGUGUCAGUCCAGUCAGCUGCCCCACCCCUCAGGCCCAGCCUGGCCCCCAAGCUCCCCACUCUGGUGCCCCGAGCAGCCCCGUGGGCAAUCAGCCCCCGCCAUGGCCGAGCACCUGGAGCUGCUGGCAGAGAUGCCCAUGGUGGGCAGGAUGAGCACGCAGGAGCGGCUGAAGCACGCCCAGAAGCGCCGUGCCCAGCAGGUGAAGAUGUGGGCCCAGGCUGAGAAGGAGGCCCAGGGCAAGAAAGGUCCUGGGAAGCGCCCCCAGAAGGAGGCAACUGACCGAGGGCCCCGGAAGCAGGUCCUCUUUCCUCCCAGUGUUGUCUUUCUGGAGGCUGCUGCCCGAAAUGACCUAGAGGAAGUCCGCCAGUUCCUUGGGAGUGGGGUCAGUCCUGACCUGGCCAACGAGGAUGGCUUGACGGCCCUGCACCAGUGCUGCAUUGAUGACUUCCGAGAGAUGGUGCAGCAGCUCCUGGAGUCAGGGGCCAGUGUCAAUGCCUGCGACAGUGAGUGCUGGACACCUCUGCAUGCUGCGGCCACCUGCGGCCACCUGCACCUGGUGGAGCUGCUCAUCUCCAGUGGUGCCGAUCUCCUGGCAGUCAACACUGAUGGGAACAUGCCUUAUGACCUGUGUGAUGAUGAGCAGACGCUGGACUGCCUGGAGACUGCCAUGGCCGACCGUGGCAUCACCCAGGACAGCAUCGAGGCCGCCCGGGCCGUGCCGGAACUGCGCAUGCUGGACGACAUCCGGAGCCGGCUACAGGCCGGGACAGACCUCCAUGCCCCCCUGGACCAUGGGGCCACACUGCUGCACAUCGCAGCAGCCAACGGGUUCAGCGAGGCGGCCGCCCUGCUGCUAGAGCACCGAGCCAGCCUGAGCGCCAAGGACCAAGACGGCUGGGAGCCGCUGCACGCUGCAGCCUACUGGGGCCAGGUGCCCCUGGUGGAGCUGCUAGUGGCGCAUGGGGCCGACCUGAACGCAAAGUCCCUGAUGGACGAGACACCCCUUGAUGUGUGCGGGGACGAGGAGGUGCGAGCCAAGCUGCUGGAGCUGAAGCACAAGCAUGAUGCUCUCCUGCGCGCCCAGGGCCGCCAGCGCUCCUUGCUGCGCCGCCGCACGUCCAGCGCAGGCAGCCGCGGGAAGGUGGUGAGGCGGGUGAGCCUGACCCAGCGCACGGACCUGUACCGCAAGCAGCACGCCCAGGAGGCCAUCGUGUGGCAACAGCCACCGCCCACCAGUCCGGAGCCGCCCGAAGACAACGAUGACGGCCAGACUGAUCCUAAGCUCAGGUCGCCGCCCCCAGAGCCUGAAUCCAAGGCCCGGGAAGUGGGAGGAGCCCCUGGUGGCCUCUGGGACCUUCACUGCCCCUGCCCGCAGGACGACAACCCCGAAGUGGCUAGGCCGCACAAUGGCCGAGUAGGGGGUUCGCCAGCCCGGCAUCUGUACUCCAAGCGACUAGACCGGAUUGUCUCCUACCAGCUGAGCCCCCCAGACAGCGCCACCCUCCACGCCCUGGUCCACAACAAGGCCCACCACACCCUGGCUGACCUGAAGCGCCAGCGAGCUGCUGCCAAGCUGCAACGAACCCCACCUGAGGGGCCCGAGAGCUCCGAAGCCACUGAGCCUGGCCUGCCUGGUGACAUGGAGACCCCCCAGCCUGACUGUGGCAUCAGGGCAGGCGGGGACCCACCCCUGCUCAAGCUCACGGCUCCAGCGGUAGAGGCACCUGUGGAGAGGAGGCCAUGCUGCCUGCUCAUGUGAGGCCAUUGCUCAGUGUGCAGGGUCCCUGUCCCAGGCACAGCCCAAGGCUGCCUCCCCACGGUGCACAUGGUCCAGUGCUGCAGGAGGGCAGCACAGAGCCCCAGCUUCUGGGCAGGACACUGGCCCCUCUCAGGGCAGAAGACAUGCCUGGGGACAUCUGGCUGCAAAGACUAUUUUUAUCCUGCGACUGUUGAUAAAGGGCUGUUUGCCAUGGA
Messenger RNA from Callithrix jacchus (white-tufted-ear marmoset), 3990 nucleotides. It is a transcript of the gene PPP1R16A, whose product is annotated as protein phosphatase 1 regulatory subunit 16A. Gene Ontology annotation, molecular function: protein binding; enzyme inhibitor activity; myosin phosphatase regulator activity. NCBI's taxonomy places the organism in Eukaryota, Metazoa, Chordata, Mammalia, Primates, Cebidae. The record is from RefSeq and is a predicted model, not a curated record. Gene Ontology annotation, cellular component: cytoplasm.